AUUUCGGAUGUUGUGGUGCCAGGCCAAGAGGACAUCACAGCUAAGGAGGCCCUGCUGCUGUGGAGUCGCAGGACCACAGAUGGCUACCCAGGAGUCAAGAUUCGGGACUUCUCCUCAUCGUGGAGAGAUGGCAGGGCUUUUCUGUCCAUUCUACACAGGAACAGGCCAGAUUUGGUGGACAUCCGACAGAUGAGGCAGAACAGCAACAAGCAGAACUUGGAGUCAGCAUUUAGUAUAGCUGAGAGGGAGCUGGGUGUCACCAGACUUCUGGAUACAGAUGAUGUGGAUGUACCCAACCCAGAUGAGAAGUCAAUCAUCACCUACGUGUCCUCCCUGUAUGAUGUCUUCCCGGAGGUGCCCAGUGUUGAGCAGUCUCUGAAGGACAAUGAGCGGAAACUCAAAGCCGAGGAGUAUCGAGAAGAGGCCGCCUUACUGCUCACCUGGAUCAGAGAUUCUAUCAAGUUGAUGCUGAGUAGAAAUUAUCCUUCCACACUUAUUGAGAUCAAAGCUCUUCAGUCUGGCUUUAAUCGGUUCCGCAACGAGGAUGUGCCACCUCAUCUAGAGGUCAGAAACAAACUGUUAAAGCUCUUUGAUGAGAUACAGAGCUUAACCACCGACCCUUCACAGAUGAGCAUUGAGGAUGAGUUGCUGCCUCACAACGUGUCGCGGAUGUGGAGCAGGUUUGAGGCCGCCAUGCAGGAGAGGGACAUGACCUUGCAAGCAGAAGUCAUCAGAUUGGAGCGCUUGCAUCGACUGGCGGAGAAAGUGCAGCGGGACGUCCGAUAUAACGAGGAGACACUGGCAGAUUUGAGUCGCAGGAUAGAAGACACCGUACGUGGCCAGGAGCUGAUGCACGCUUUUGAAGCCAAACGCAACUGUGAUGCUCUCGAUCGAGCUCUAAAGGGUGUUGAGGAAUCUCUGAGAGGCCUCUUUCGUGAUUGCCAGACUUUGCAAGAUGGCAGUCAUCCUCACGCUGAGCAGCUGUACAAAAGAGUGUCUGAUCUGCAAGCCAAAGUAUCCAGUCUGAGGAAUCACCUGCACAGUCAGGUGUUGCAUCCUCUGAUGGCUCGACCAGGGGAUGAUGUCCGCGAACAUCUCACCAAGACCCAGGCUGAGGUUGUCUCUGAGGGCAGGCUUAUGGAGACUCAUCCUGCCUUCCGACACCUGCAGGACUGCCUGGACUGGAUUGAUGCCAAGCAGAGACACCUGGAGGAGAACAAGUAUGAGAGUGAGCUCACCCUGGUGUUGCAGCAGCUGGCUAUACAUAAGGCAGAGCAUGAGGAGAUUCAGUCAUUCCGAUCACGUAUUGACAAGUGUAUCAGUGAUAGAGUUAAUCUUUCGUCUGAAGAACAAAAAGUGUAUACACAGAAACUUUCCAAAGUUGAGGUGGCUUAUUCCCUUCUUUCAAAAACAUCCAGUAGACGGCUACGCUGUCUGGAGUCGCUGGGUGAGUUUAUUCAGCUGGCAACUGCUGAGAUGUCAUGGCUGUCUGAGAGAGAAGAAGUUGAGUUAUCUCGUGACUGGGGUGCCAAUGAUUUGAACCUUCCAGAACUUGAUGAAUAUCACAAGUCUCUGGUUCGACAGAUGGAGUCUCGAGAAAGUCAGUUUAAUGCUGUACAAGAGAAGGGUGGUGCAAUGAUCUUGGACAGGCAUCCCUCAGCCCGCACAGUGGAGGCAUACAUGUCCAACCUGCAGUCUCAGUGGUCGUGGCUUGUCCAGCUGCGCUGGUGUCUGGAGGCACAGAUCAAACACUGCACAGAUCACAACAGGUUUUUUGAGGAGGCCCAGCACUGUGAGCAUUGGAUGGCCCGCCACUCAGAACUUCUCCAGAAUCGCUUCUGCUCAGACAACAUUCCUAUAGACCAAGCACAGGUCUUGCUAGCAGAGCUGCAGGAUCUCCAAGACCAGAUUCGAGAAUAUGACCGCCGGAUUUCAUCUCUGGUCAUUAAAAGUCGAGAUAUCAUCCCCCUGAAGCUCCGCUCCCAGAGAGUCGCAGCCCCCAUCAGGGUUCGAACACUGUGUGCAUGCCACCAGCAGGAUGUGUCUUUACAGCGAGGAGAGGAAUGCUUCCUGGUCAGCAAUUCCCAGAGGACAAAGUGGAAGGUAAAGACAAUGACAGGUCUGGAGGUUGAUGUGCCAUCUGUGUGUUUGUUGAUUCCUCCCCCAAAUCAAGAAGCCAUAGAUAUGGCCAACAGACUCAAGCUUCACCAUGAGAGGCUGGCAUCCCAGUGGAAGACGCAGCAGAGAAAGGUCCGCAUGGCUGCCAUCUUUGCUGCCAUCAGACAGAUCAAAAGCUGGGAUCUGAAAAAGUUUCUGGCCAUGGAUCCUGCACAGAGAGAAGCAGUCUGGCGGGCGUUGAAGGAGGAUGGUCACAAGCUGAUUGCUGAGUGUGGCACCUCAGACAGGGACAUGCGCAAGUUGUCGGAGGAGCUCAAAGAGUGUGAGCGCAUCUACCAGGACCUGUGUGAGAAAGCUGCAGCUAAAGAAAGUCACCGUGGGAUCAGCACUGCUCAGGCUGUUCUCCAGAAAGUGGAGACAUUGAGUAGGGAGCUGAGUCUCACAGAUCAGCAGCUGUCGGCUCUGCUUCAUCGACCACUUCCCCAGAAUAACUUGGGUGUGCAAGAAUCAUUCCGAUCCUACAGAGAGUUCCAAUUGAAGUUUGAUAAGCAAGAAAGUGAGAUGAGGAGUUUACAGACCGAAGUGAAAGAGUUGUCCCCCCGCAGCUCUAACAUUGAGUCUAAGUUGAAUCUCAUGGUACAGAAAACUGAACAAAUGAAAAGCCUUUCACAUCUUUAUGUUGAUAGGUUGAAAGGAUGUGAGGUCGUCAUCUCAGGGUUAAAUGACGUGAAGCAGCUGGUGGCAGAUUUUGAAUCAUCACUGGCAUCUCACGACAACAUGACCUCUGACCUGUCGGAGUUGAAGACACUGAAGAAUGAACUUGUGGGCUUCCAAGAAACACUUCAACAGCACCAGCCGAAACUCCAACAGCUGAAGGAGGAUGUGGAGUCACUGCGCACUUUAGUGGAGCGCAGCCGACCAGGCACCACAAAGCACCAUGAUGUGGACUCUGUUGAGAAGGAGGUCGAUGACCUGGUCAAACGCUGGGACCAAAUUUGUAUCCAGGUCGUUGAAAGAAUGCGAAGUGUUGGCUCCUGCCAGAACCUCCUGACCCUCUACCACAAUGGCUUGCACUCAGAACAGACCUGGGCCUCUCAGAUGCAGAAGAGGAUAUCCUCACAGCCGCCUCUCACAGAGGAUGUCACAGAUGCCAAGCGUCAGUUGCAACCAACUAUGGCGAUCUACAACUCCCUUGGGGACAGAAGACAUCAAUUAGAGUCAGUCAACCGGCAUGGAGGCCAAUUCAUCCGUGAAGCUAAGAUUGCCGACAAGCGAUUAAAACAGUUCAAAGACAGUGUUGCAGAGACUGACAGAUCGUCUGAGGUCCCAGACUCCAAGAAACUGAAGCACCAGGAUGGCUCAGAUGUGGUCAGGGAUGAACUAGAUCACUUAAACAAGUUGUAUAUAGAAAUGGUCGACUGGGCGAAUAUCCGCUUGAAGCAGAUCACUAGCAUACUGUCAGCCCAUGGGGAAAUGCAGAUGGUGAUUGAUGAGGAAAUGCCAUUGUUGCGUACAUUCCGUGCAGAGCUGGCCAAACGGUCUUCCAUGUUGGUGGACUCAGACAUGAGAGAAUACUUUACUCAACAAUUUGAGGGCCCAACUCCGUCCCAAGCCAGCUACGGUGCCACACCAGAACAGCUGUUCAAGACCACCCUACAGCUGCGCCCAGAGUCUUCCUUAAAUUCAGAAUUUGCUGAAGUUACAAAGGUCAUUAAGCUCCAGUCCAAGUCACAAGAGGAGGAUUCUGCAGUAGACAGAGCUGCAUCAGCUCCCAUUGAUUUGGCUGAGACACUGAAGGCAAUGGAAAAUUCCUCCACACCUGUGUCCAUUCUGCCCAAGGCAGAUUCCAAGCUGCCAGGAAGAAAAGAGCAGAUCAUGCAUCGUGAACAAAUUGUGAUUACAAUCAAGGAAGAGGAGAUAACACCUAGAGGGCAGGUUUUGCAUGUCGCUGCCAUUUUUAACCCAUUGACAACAAGGAAAGUUACUCUUGUGGAAGCCUUGCGGAUUGGGCUUUUGGAUACUAAGACAAAAUCAUUUACUGAUCCUUCAACAGGCCAGAAAGUACCACUGGCACAAGCAGCCAAAAAGGGAUUCAUUGAUGAAGUAGUUCUGAAGCAGCUGACCUCCCCUUGUGGGACACAGGAUCCACAAACAGGAGAAGAGUUAUCCCUCUUGGAUGCUAUACAGAAGAAACUGUAUGAUCCAGUCAGUAACUCUUUUGCUGAUAUCACAGCUGGAGAGCAGGUGUCAGUGUCUGAAGCUGUUGCUAGAGGAAUAAUUUCUGAAUCCUGCUCUCGGAUCCUCAUUGGGGAGACAGUGGAAGUCACCUCCGUGACACGCACACGUGCUGUAUUCACAAAUGCCGAGCCAUUCAAAUUGGAUUCAGGGCUGAGUCUGGGGACGGUUCUAGAGAAGAACUUAUGCAGUGAAAUAACAGGAACUGUCACCGAACCAAUGUCUGGCGUGGACAUGAACAUCAUGGAGGCUGUAGAGAAGGGGUUCAUUGAUCCAAGUUGUCACGAAAUCAAAGAUCCUAAGGGUAGAAGCUACCUGACAUUGACAGAAGCAGUUGCUGCAGGGGUGGUGGAUCCAUUUAAGGGCACAUACAAUGAUAAGACCACCGGUCAGAAACUGCCCUUGUCUGUGGCUUUGAGUAAAGGCUUGGUGAGGACAGCUCUUUCUCUCGCAGAUGUUGUGUCUCAGGGAAGUCUGACAGAAGAUGGACAUGUUUUUGAUCACAGCACUGGAGAGAUUUUAACUUUAGCAGAAGCAUUUGCUUCCGGUGUCAUCAGUGUUAAUAAAAAGUGCAUCCUAAAUCCGCAAACAGAUGAAGUCAUGUCCAUAAAAGAUGCUAUCACCAGCAAGUUGAUGACUCCUUCAGGUUUAUUUGUGAGCCCAGAUGGUACAUCUCAGGUGCCUGUUCUUGAUGCUUUGACGCUGGGACUAGUUAAACUAGCCCGUGAGGAAGUCUGUUUUUCCAGUAGAGGUGUUAAAGACCCCAGGAUCAAUGAAGUGGUCACUUUGUCUGAGGCGUUAAAGAGAAGCAUCAUUACACCUCAGGGAGCAUAUGUAGACAGCAGAACUGGUCGAGAGAUGACCCUGCAGCAAGCUGCAAACUCAGGGCUUGUUGACCACAAGCUGAUGAAAGACUUGCAGAAACCAACCAGCAUUAAAACUGCACAGGGCAGACAUGUAUCCAUUGCUGAGGCCCUUAAAUUAGGGAUAGUGGAUGCACAGACUGGGUCAUUUGCGAAUGUCAGAACUGGAGGAAAGCAUAGUAUGCAAGAGGCUGUAUCUCAAGGUUUAAUUACAGCUUCAGAUGCUACAAAGGUUCUCAGUCUUUUAAGUUCUGUGACCACAAUAACUACUGUUCUCACUCAGGUAGAAUCUUCUCAGCCAGCAGGAGGUGCCUUAACCAUUUCCCAAGCCAUUGCACAAGGAUACCUCAAUGAGAAGACUGGCAUCUUCAGAGAUCCAAAAACUGGUCAUCAACUGCCGCUUGAUGAAGCCAUUCAUAAGGGUUUACUGAGUCUGUCAUCAGAGAGGACAACACCUCCCUCACCGUCGGCAUUCAGGAGUGACAUUGACUCACAGAACAAUCGACUGCUAUCAGAAACAUUUAUGACAGAUAGUUCAGGUGGUGCCUCAAGAACCAUUCCUAUUGAACCAGGGUCCAAGAAACUUGAAUCAAGCUCCAUGACAAAAACAGGUUCUCAGUUUGCAUUCACUACCACCACACUUGCCAAGCCUCUUGUGAUGCAUUCAGUCAUCUCAGAAACAAGAGAGAUCACACUAAAGUCAGUGCUAGACCCAAGAACUGGCAGAGAACUUGAUGUGGAAGAUGCAGUAAAAAGAGGAUUGAUAAGCAUUGAGAAUGGCCAGUACACUAACCCAAUGACAGGAGAGAAAAUGUCAUUGAACAAAGCCAUAGACAGGGGUUUGAUUAAAGCCGAGCAGGGGGAUGGCAGUCAGAAAGGUGGAGUUGCCAUCAAGGAUACUAGAGUAUUCUCUAUUGUAGGUGUGCUGCAUCCAGUGACAAGAAAGCGGCUGACAGUCAGCCAGGCUUUAGCUGAGGGAUUUCUAAACCAAACACAGGGAGUUUAUAACUUUGUUGACGGCUUGGGAAACCAGCAAUCAAUGAAGAUUAGUGAAGCUAUUGAGAAAGGAUAUGUCCUUGUUGAAGAUAUCGGGGAUUUGACUGUGGGUCCAGAUUCGUUGCUAAGGGAAACCAAGUCUUACAUCCUGAAGGGUGUGGUCCAUCCCAUCACGGGGAAACACAUGAGCAUAGCUGAUGCCAUUGCUGAAGGAAUUCUGGAUGACUCCGAGGGGCUUUAUAUCAAUCCACUCACUGGAGAGAGCAUGCAUAUACACAGCGCAAUUGAGAAGGGAUUCAUCCUGGCCGAACUGACCUCAGUCAAAACUGAUGUGGACAAAAAUGUCAACAAGAUCACAACAACAAAGCUGACCACUCUUGCGGUCACCGCAGUGGUGGAUCCGCGGACUGGCAACCUCAUCUCAGUGUCCAAGGCUAUAGAGGAGGGUAUUUUGAACCAGACCAAAGGCAUCUAUGUGAAUCCACUAACAGGUGAAUCAAUGACCCUGAGUGAUGCUAUAGAUAAAAGGCUGGUCCUAGCAGAGUCCCCAGAAGCACAGUCAGAUGAUCCGUUAGAGAAGGCUGAGAUCUCUAGCAUACACAUCACUGAUGAACAGGAGUCUCAUGAGACAACUCUGAUAGAAGAUGUCCGCUCAGAGACAAUUACCAUGAGCAUCACCAGCGUUGUUGACCCUGCAACUAUGCAGAUGGUCUCCUAUGACAGAGCCGUAGAUUCCGGCAUCUUGAAUGUCAGAAAAGGCCUCUACUUCAACCCCUUUACUGGAGAAAGUAUGACAAUCUCUACAGCUUUGGAGAAGGGCCUGAUCCAUGGAGAAAUCACUUCAAAGCGACGAGAUGAUGACCUCUUGAGAAGUGCUGUUUCAUCAGCCUUACCAGCAGUUCCUCUUAAAGACAUAACAUCUGUCAUUGAUCCCAGAAAUCAAGAGGAAAUCUCCUUUGAUAAAGCAGUUAAAGAUGGUAUUAUCAACCCAGAGAAAGGAACUUACAUUAACCCAAGAACAAAUUCGGAAAUCAGCCUCAUGAAAGCCAAGGAGCUGGGAUAUCUGUUGGAAUCAAAACAGUCAAGUGCUGCCCAGUUAGAAAAAUCUAUAGAAGAAGGAGAUCUGCUGGAAGCGAGACUAUCAUCUCCACGAUUACCAAGAGAAGCCAACAAACCAUGGUCGAAAGUUGACAUGGAGCUAGAGAAAACAGUUAUAACUGAUGGAUCCUUAGGAGAUAGUAGUGUAGCAACAGAGGUUCUUCAUUACUCUGCAGAGGUUGAACAGGGAAGUGAUGCAUUUGAAGGUCGGGGUAAGAAACCACACUCGUUACUGGUUGUAGAUCCUAUUACUGGAGAACAGUUGACAAUGGAUGUGGCACUGGAGAAAGGUCUUGUGGAUCGAUCAGGAUCUGUUGUGGAUAGACAGGCUGGUAAAAAACUGUCCCCUCAGGAGGCUUUGAAAAUGGGAUUAAUGGUCAUAGCUGGUGCCCCACUUGUGGCAGGAAAGAUGGUUGUUGAUGCAAUUAAGGACAGAAACAGCAAAGCCAAGACAGUGGUAGCUCACUCUGAAGUUAUCACAGAGGGUACAGAGUCCUAUCUGUCACCUUCUAGAAAUACUGUGCACCGUGGGGUUACUCCCGCCAGGUCAGGCAGUCUGCAAGGUGAGGAUCAGCAGAUCAAUGACACACAAGUUGAUAGACAGAGAAGCCCAGGAUCUCCAGUUGUUGGAGUUGUGGGCAAACCAGUUACAAUCACUGUGGACCCUGGUUCCUUACCAGCCUCAUCUGUUCAUAAAACCAGCAGUGCAACAACCGUCACAUUCCAAAAGAGAAUGUCAACAUCCUCAUCUUCUGAGGAACCUACAUCAAACUCAGCAGAUGUUUUGUCUCAUAAAAUUGUGUCAUCUGUUUCAAAAUAUACAGUUUCUGAACACUCAGACAGACAAGACGGUUUUUCAAAAAUCCCAACUCAUUUGCAGGAUAUAAAAAUCAGGACACUCAAGGUAUCAAGUGUGAAGAAUGUGGACAUCAAUUGGGAAAGUGGAGAAGUUUCAGACAAAUUGAGCGGUAAAAAGUUAACUGUUAAAGAAGCUGUGGAAAAGGGAGUCAUUGAUUCUGAUCUCAUAAAGUCAAUAGCUCAGGGUUCCUCCCAAAAAUCUUAUGUCAGGCCAGGUGUGAACAUUGAUUGGGUCCGGGGCACAGUCACUGAUCAGUCCACAAAUGAGACUUUGAAUGUAGAGGAAGCUUUGAAGAAGGGACUGAUCAACAUGCCCACAGCUUCUGCCUUGGCAACAAUGUAUGAAAGAAUUGCAGAGUUUACAGAAGCUGAGAAACAUGUAGCCUCACAUAGCACAGAGCCAUACACAUCUAGGGACCAGGGGCAGCUAAGUGUAAGCCAAACCAUAGACCCCGACCUCUUUGAUGAUCAGAGAGGUGUGUUUCAUGACCAGGCAACUAACAAGGACAUAUCAUUUCAAGAAGCUGUAGACAGAGGCCACAUUGAUGGGAAUCUCACAGUGGUUGAUGUUAAAACUGGAGAAGUUUAUUCACUGAAAGAAGGGAUCAAAGAUGGAAGGAUUGAUGCGGUCACUGGACAUUAUGUUGAUGAGGAAAGUGGUAAGAAGAUGACACUGAAGGAAGCUGCAAAACUGGGUGUUCUUGCUUUGGUUGGAGCUCCAGUUGCUGCUGCUGUUGCUGCUAAAGAAUCAUUGACUUCUUUCCUUAGUGACAGGAGCAGUAAAGACUCCAGCCCUGAAGACAGAGGUUCAUUCUCAGCACCAGUUGACAGACAGUUGUCUUCAGAUUCAAGACAGAUAAGAAGGAGUGUCUCAGACACCAAAUCUCUUGAGUCUAUGUCACUUACAGAAGCAAUCUCCAGUGGCCAUCUGAGUACCAAAACGGGCAUCUUUACUGAUCCAGUCUCUGGGAGGAAUAUGCAGAUCAGAGAUGCUGUCAUGAGUGGCCUCAUUGACAAGGAUUCUGCCAAUAUACUGGAUUCAGAAACCGGUAAAGCUGUGAAUUUAGAAUAUGCUCUACAGCAUGGUCUUCUGGAUGACCGAGGCCGUGUUGUUGAUUCACAGUCAGGACUGGGUAAGGACUUAAAGCAGUGUAUCAGUGAUGGCACUCUGCAGGGAGUACAGCUACAAGAUGUGUCAAAAACUACUGGGGAAUUAAACACUAGAACUAGUGAAAGCUUGGCUCUUAAUGAUGCUGUGAAACAAGGCCUCCUGAAAGAUGUACAGACUGCAGAUUCUGCCAGAGCUACAAAAAGAAAUAACAGGGAGGAGAUUGAUGCUCAGAUUGAAGAAUUAGCGGCACUCGGCAGACAGGAUUUUACAUCAAAUGGUGUGGUUGUUAGUGACCUUCAAGACAAGUCCAGAUUUACAUCUGAAUCGGAAAAUGGACUGUAUUCAGACAGACCUCUGGGAGGUACUAAAACGGAUAUUUCACCACUUGGUAGCAAAGAUACAUUCACCGUAGGACUCCAGAAGCAAAAUACACAAGAAGCAAAGCAGAUAAGUGUGUCCAGAGUUUAUGACCCGAGUACUGGGCUCAAGGUAGGACUUGAUGAAGCCAUUGAGAGAGGCCUUGUUGAUGAGACCUGUAGUGUAUUUAAUGAUCCGGUCACAGGGGCACAAAUGAGGAUAGAGGAUGCAAUGAAAGAGGGAUUAGUCGCUGGUUUUAUUCAAACAGUUUCAACAUCACAGAGUUCGGUCACAUCCAAGAAGCCGGCAGGUACCUAUAACAUCACUGGGGUUCUGGACACUGAGAGUGGCCAGGAGCUUAGUGUUGAAGAAGCCAUUAGUAAAAAGAUUCUAGAUCCUUCUGGCACGUACACAGAUCCACUGACAGGUGAGGUUAUCCCCCUUGCUGAAGCCAUGAAGCUUGGCUAUGUAUUAUCAGAAAAGAUCAAGAAAACUCAUUUGUCUAGCAACAUGACCAGUCAACAGGCAGAGCCUGUCACAUUUCAAGAUGCCAUGGAGCAGGGUCUGAUCAAUCCUAAUGCUGGGACAUUCUUUGAUGCAUCUUCCCAGAAGACAUACCCUGUUGAUGAGGCUGUUAGGUCUGGGUUAAUUGUUUCAUCAGAUGGAAAACCAUUUGAGUACAGAGGAAUUAGCGACACUGGGGUUACAUACAGCUUCAGGGCAGCUUUACAAACUGGGAUCAUCAGCUCAGACACCUGCUUGUUUUAUGAUAGUUUAACAGGUGAAUGCAUUUCUAUUGAAGCGGCACUUCAAGAGGGCUACCUUUCCCCAGUUGCUGGUACACAUGGUGGGCGAGCUGUUGGGGAAUCCAUUGUUAUGCUGAAAGAGGGUGUUGCUUCCAGUGCAGCAUCCACAUUGGAGGAGAUAAUAGAUUCCAAGACUGGAGAGAAGUUAAGUCUGGAUGAAGCAGAAAGGAGAGGUCUAGUGUCGGUGGUGAAAAAUAACAGUAAGAUGACACUGAGUGAGGCUAUUACAAGUGGACUUGUUGAUAGCAGUACUGGCCUCCUCCAUGACCCAGUGACUGGAGAAAGUAUGUCCAUAGAUCAAGCAGUGAUGUCUGACAUUAUCAGUGUCAGUGAUGCUGAAGAUGAUGCCUUGGGAAAUGGCUACAGUCCUGAUACAGACACUGAACCAAUGAAUAUAGCCACUGCCAUCAGCCAGGGCUAUCUGGAUACUACCACAGCUACAUUCACAGACCCAUUCACACAAGAGGCCCUAUCUGUGUCACAAGCCGUACAGAAGGGGCUGCUCAAACCAACUCUGACAGUUGAAGAACCAGCUGUUUACAGUCCAGAAGUACUGGACGGUAGAAGAGACAGCACCAACAUUUUAUCAAGAUCCCACAAAGUGGUGUCUGAUGUUCUUCAUGAAGCUUCACACUCAGGCCCUGACUCUGCCUCUGGAUUAACCCAAAAAGACAAAACUGCUAGAGUGUGGCCCCUGAAAGGUUUAUCUCUUGAAGACACCCAGCCACAAUACAUGGAUGAAGAGAGCGUUGAUGGAAUGGCAUCACGUGAGACAUCUUCAAGUGGUCGCCAUAUAUCAUCCCGACGUUCCAGCUCUCAGGACAGAUGCCCAACACCAGCCACCCCUGUAA
This is a messenger RNA of Candidula unifasciata, 11293 nucleotides long. NCBI's taxonomy places the organism in Eukaryota, Metazoa, Mollusca, Gastropoda, Stylommatophora, Geomitridae. The record is from the annotation of a GenBank genome assembly.